Molecule: messenger RNA, 609 nt
Organism: Aspergillus nomiae NRRL 13137
Lineage: Eukaryota; Fungi; Ascomycota; Eurotiomycetes; Eurotiales; Aspergillaceae
Exons: 3
Coding region: 1-609 (202 amino acids)
Source: RefSeq, a predicted model, not a curated record
AUGGUUAAGAUCUCAUUUUUCUUAUUCAUAAUAUCGGGCGGCAGCUGCAGUGCCUUGAGUCUCUGCGCAGGCCGAUAUUAUUGUCCCUGGACGGGGCCGGCACAAAGAGCAUCAGAGCCCAAGGAGGAUGCACACGUGGCCACCAUAGAACUGCCGAAGCAGCAGGUGCACUUUUCCAGGUUACCAGAUACAGAUAAGAUUACCCGAGAGGAUCCUUCGCAUAGUGAAACAUUCUCUUCACUGGACACAGUCUCCGACAGGCACCAAACCAACGUGCUACAUGACCUUGACGAGGAGACUGCUCGCCAUGAGCGCACCUGGGCUUCGAGGCAUGUCAUUGUAUCUUUCAGCUAUGUGAAUUGCGCCAUACUAACUGGCUUGAACAGAGGAAAUGGAUGGAAUGCUCGAGUGGAAUUAAAGCUAAGUCCAGGGAGCCGGGCGAUGUCCAGUCUGGACUGGGUUACUAGAUGGGAGAAAGCAAUAGACUGCCUUUCGUCAAAGGAGCUUGAAAAUGUGGAUAUGUAUGAAAUGGAUGAGCUUGCCCUUGCAGCUUUCUGGGACCGGGUGUGGGGAUGCUAUGUACCAUAUGCAGGUGGACGUGACGAAUGA